AUGGCCCACCUGGCUUGUUCAAACCCUUGCUCUCCUGUGUCCUUCUUGCAUCUCUGUGCUUUGUGCCGGGGCCAGGCCAUUUGCCUAGACUCAGAUGGCGAGGACAAGGCCAUUUGCCUAGACGAUGAUGCCAAGGACAAGGCAGUGUGCCUGGACUCAGAUGGCGAGGACAAGGCAGUUUGCCUAGACGAUGACGCCAAGGACAAGGCAGCUCGCCUAGACGAUGAUGCCAAGGACAAGGCCGGCCCGCAGGCGGCCGCUGUGUUUGGUCCCCAAGAGGAGGAGCUGGAGCGCGUUCCCACUGUCGCAGACGGUCGCUGCUUUUGGAACGCGUUGCUAUUGGGCACCCAGACGACUGCGGAGCUCGAACUGUGGAAGCUGCGUGAAAGGAACGAGCAAGACUUGCAGGCUUCGCGGUCCUGUGCACAAGAAGUCAAGAUGACAAACGAUUUUGCCAUGGGCUUGCCUCUGUCCAGCGGUGCUAUGAAACGCAUCGCAUCGGCAGAAAUGCCGGAAUGGUCAGACAUGGUCGAAGCGUCGAAGGCGCUGCAGUGUAACCUUGUCUUCUACACUGGCGACGCUGCGGGCGCAACGUGCUUCAUUCCGGAGCCGAUGCAUGCUGCGUGGCGCACAACAAAGCUCUAUGCGGGACCCUCCAUCGAUGGUGCUGGCCACCGCGCCUCCCACUUCGAUCUUCUGCGUCGAAUUGUUGCACCCGAGGCUGAGCACAAGAACCCUGCUGCAGAGGCGACGGUGCGCUACUGA
Messenger RNA from Symbiodinium necroappetens, 765 nucleotides. The record is from the annotation of a GenBank genome assembly. NCBI's taxonomy places the organism in Eukaryota, Dinophyceae, Suessiales, Symbiodiniaceae.